CUUAUAAAGAUGGGACAAUCAGACACUUUAGCUUUCUGCCCUUUUGUGCUUAAGCUUGCUCUGUUCGUGAUUCUCUUCCAUGAUCUGCAACCUGUCACUGCAGGUGGCUCCAAGCCACAUGAUGGUUUGAUCUUUUCCAAUAAAACAGAAACAUGCUCUGGGAGUAAUGAAUGCAAGGAAGGCGUGAUUCUGCCAAUAUGGAAGCCAGAAAAUCCAUCAUUUGGAGACAAGUUGGCAAGAGCCACAAUCUAUUUUGUUGCAAUGGUGUAUAUGUUCCUAGGGGUCUCCAUCAUUGCAGAUCGUUUCAUGGCAUCUAUCGAAGUCAUCACCUCACAGGAGAGACAAAUCACUAUUAAAAAACCCAACGGGGAAACGACAACCACUACCGUACGCAUUUGGAACGAGACCGUGUCAAAUUUGACUCUUAUGGCAUUAGGUUCGUCUGCUCCAGAGAUCUUGUUAUCUGUUGUGGAGGUUUGCGGACACAACUUUGAUGCAGGCGAGCUUGGGCCGAACACCAUCGUGGGCAGCGCAGCCUUCAACAUGUUCGUAAUUAUUGGACUUUGUGUUUCCGUCAUUCCAGAUGGUGACCAUCGCAAGGUAAAGCAUCUUAGAGUGUUCUUCGUAACGGCAGCUUGGAGUAUAUUUGCUUACACUUGGCUAUACUUGAUCUUGGCUGUGAUUUCUCCAGGAAUUGUGGAGGUUUGGGAGGGUCUCCUUACUCUCUUUUUCUUUCCUAUAUGUGUUGUAUUUGCAUGGGUUGCUGACCGAAGGCUUCUGUUCUACAAGUACGUCCACAAAAGGUACAGAGUCGGAAAGCAGCGUGGAAUAAUCAUUGAAACCGAAGGAGAGCCAGAAAACCCGCCAAAAAAUGAUGUUGAGAUGGACGGACAGAUGCUAAACUUUCAGGGAGGGGAAUUUUUGGAUGGAUCAGUGGAUACAGCCUUUGAAAUGAGUGAAGAGGAGACCAGGAGAGAAAUGGCAAGGAUUUUAAAGGAACUGAAACAGAAACAUCCAGAAAAAGAGAUGGAACAGCUGAUUGAGAUUGCUAACUACCAACUUCUCAACCAGCAGCAGAAAAGUCGAGCAUUUUAUCGCUGCCAGGCUACUAGGAUAAUGACUGGCGCUGGAAACAUCUUGAAGAAACAUGCUGCAGAUCAAGCCAGGAAAGCUAUUGGAACAUAUGAACUUCGCUCUGAGGUUUCAGAUAAUGAUCUUUCCUCUAAGAUCUUCUUUGACCCUGGUACAUACCAGUGUUUGGAAAACUGUGGCUCAGUAGCUAUAAAUGUGGUUCGUCGUGGUGGAGAUUUGACAAACACGGUGUCUGUGAAUUACCGCACGGAGGAUGGUACCGCUAACGCAGGCUCUGAUUACCAGUUCUCAGAGGGCACUAUUGUCUUUAAACCAGGUGAAACUGAGAAAGAACUUAGAGUGAAGAUCAUUGAUGAUGACAUCUUUGAAGAGGACGAGCACUUUCUGGUCCAUCUCAGCAACGUCAGAGUUGUCUCUGAGGGACCAAACCAUGACAAUUCUGUGUCCAAUCAUGUAGACAGCCUGGCAGGACUGGGACUUCCAUCGACAGCCACUGUGACCAUUUUUGACGACGAUCACGCUGGGAUCUUUACAUUCGAGGAGCCAGUGGUCAAUGUUAGCGAAAGCAUCGGUGUGAUGGAAGUGAAAGUGGUGAGGAUGUCUGGGGCUCGAGGGGUUGUGCUGGUUCCCUACAAAACUAUUGAAGGAACAGCUAAAGGAGGAGGAGAAGACUUUGAGGAUACCUACGGAGUCCUGGAAUUCCAGAACGAUGAGAUCUCCAAAACUAUUCAGAUUAAUAUCAUUGAUGAUGAGGAGUAUGAAAAAAACAAGAACUUCUUCCUGGAGAUGGGAGAGCCGAAACUGAUCGAAAUGAGUGCGAGAAAAGCUGUGUUGCUCAACGAGUGUGGUAGCUUCUUGAAGACAGAUACGCAGCUCUUUGGGAGAGACAUGUACCGAAAAGUGCAGGGUAGAGACAACCUGACUUCUCCCAACAUCAUCACCAUCACAGCGAAGCGAACUCUUUCUCAAAAGGAGGAGGAUGUGAGGAGGAUUGCUGAGUUGGGACGGCCAUCACUUGGAGAACAUAUCAGAUUGGAAGUCAUUAUUGAGGAGUCGUACGAGUUCAAGAGCACAGUAGAUAAAUUAAUAAAGAAAACCAACCUGGCACUUCUGGUGGGGACCAACAGCUGGAGAGAACAGUUUGUGGAGGCCAUUACAGUUAAUUCAGGAGAUGACGAUGAAGAAUGCGGUGAAGAAAAGCUGCCGUCCUGUUUUGACUACGUCAUGCACUUUCUGACGGUGUUCUGGAAGGUCGCGUUCGCAUUUGUUCCUCCAACCGAUUACUGGAAUGGCUGGGCGUGUUUCAUCGUCUCCAUCUCCAUGAUCGGUCUUCUAACUGCUUUUAUUGGAGACCUGGCUUCUCACUUCGGCUGCACUAUAGGCUUGAAGGAUUCGGUGACGGCCGUUGUGUUUGUCGCUCUUGGCACUUCUGUCCCAGAUACCUUUGCCAGUAAGGUGGCAGCGAUACAGGAUCAGUAUGCCGACGCCUCCAUCGGGAAUGUGACGGGCAGUAAUGCUGUGAAUGUGUUUCUGGGCAUCGGCGUGGCCUGGUCCAUCGCUGCCAUGUUUCACCAGUGGCACGGCCAGUAUUUUCGUGUAGCCCCGGGCACGCUGGCCUUCUCCAUCACCCUCUUUACCAUCUUUGCUUUCGUCUGCAUCGCUGUGCUCAUGUAUCGUCGCCGGCCCGAGAUCGGAGGGGAGUUGGGUGGGCCGCGGAGGGCCAAACGCAUCACCAGCGGCCUGUUCUUCAGUUUAUGGCUCCUCUACAUCGUCCUGUCUUCGCUUGAAGCCUACUGCAUGAUCAAGGGUUUUUAAACGCACAUCGCUAAGAGGACAUUUUCCAAAUUAGGAUUUAAAACGUGAAUUAAGAAGGGACAUGAUAGCCUUGAUCUUGAUCAAAGUAUGCUGCAUCAUUAAGGCUUACAAAUCACACACACACACAGUUGUGUUAGCUUUAGAGAAGAGCAUGAUUAUCGCUUUGUCUACAAAAUGACAUCAUUAGUGAUGGUUAGUAAGUGUGCUACUGGCUGUCAGAGUAAACUGUAGAUUGUUUAAGUACACUACAGACAGUCAGUGUGCAUCAACAGUCAAUCAUUGUGUACUGCCGACAGUCUAAUUGCACUGCUAGCAGUGGUGUAGUUCCACCGGCGGUCUGGAUCCACUACCAACCAUAGUAAACUGCCGACCUACUGAAUGCCAACAAUAUUAGUGAAUUACAGACAGUUGCUGGUUCAGGUCCCACCACUGCCAAGUUGGCAGCAUAAUUCCCUGCACUUUGGUCAUAAUCGUAUAGAGUUGGGCCCCUAACUCCAAUGCAUCACCAGCGGUCUGACCGCACUAUCUACAGUUCAACAUUUAGAUAAGGAAACGUAUAGCCAGGUAGACAGGUUUAUAGCAAUGUUUGUAAAACAGAUACAUGUUUAAUAAUUACUAAAAAUGCUAAAUUUAUUUCCACGUUUUUACAGUUUCACCAUUAGUUAGUGAUUUACAGUAUAUAGUACCGGAUAAAAAUGUGUACAUUGUGCAUUUAAUUGUAAACACAGGGUUUUUAUGUUGUAUAAAGUGUAUAGCCGUUCUAAAAAAAACAGCUUAAUAUUUAUUAUGAAUUCAUUAGGUAGUACAUUUGUAAGUGCCCUACCAACAGUGUGUGUAAGUGUGUGCAUUUCUAUCGGUUCGGUUGUUUGAGUGCAGUAUUAACAGUCUGGAAGAACUACUAAUGGUUCAAGUGAGCUACCAUUAGUUUAACUGCAGGCAGUGCGAACAGUUUUAAUGUACUACCAUAACAGUUAGAAUCAACUACUAAUGGUUCAAGUGUGUUACCAUUAGUCUCAUUGCAGCAUUAAUAUUCCGUAUAACCAGAGUCACCACAAUGAUCAUAUUAUGUGCCGGUUGUGAUUAGCCAAAACAUUUAUUAUUUAGUGAUCAGAAUAGAUUUUAUACCUUUAUGUUUAGUUCUUAUAAAAUAUGAAUAUUAAAAGCCUGGUGCAGGUUUAACCCAGUCCUAAUUUGGUUGUUUUGGAUUUUGUUAAUGGCCAUGAUGUCACGUGUUGUUUUCAAAUGUACUGAUUGCUGUUAAAUGUGUUUAAAUGUCACCUGUAAGAGUGUAAGUAAUGACUGUGUUUAAUCUGAUCAUUUUCAUAAUAAAGUU
This is a messenger RNA of Trichomycterus rosablanca, 4240 nucleotides long. It is a transcript of the gene slc8a1a, whose product is annotated as solute carrier family 8 member 1a. Gene Ontology annotation, molecular function: calcium:sodium antiporter activity. The transcript is spliced from 10 exons. The record is from RefSeq and is a predicted model, not a curated record. Gene Ontology annotation, cellular component: sarcolemma; postsynapse; axon. Gene Ontology annotation, biological process: cell communication; sodium ion transmembrane transport; calcium ion import across plasma membrane. The coding region runs from base 10 to 2907 and encodes 965 amino acids. NCBI's taxonomy places the organism in Eukaryota, Metazoa, Chordata, Actinopteri, Siluriformes, Trichomycteridae.